This is a messenger RNA of Cadophora gregata, 768 nucleotides long. RefSeq lists its product as uncharacterized. The transcript is spliced from 2 exons. The record is from RefSeq and is a predicted model, not a curated record. The coding region runs from base 1 to 768 and encodes 255 amino acids. Lineage: Eukaryota; Fungi; Ascomycota; Leotiomycetes; Helotiales; Ploettnerulaceae.
AUGCUUCCCACAUCCACCUUCAUCGUCAUCUUGACGUCCAUCGCCCACCUCACCCUCUCCGUCCCCGUCCUGGCUUGUAACAAAACCCUCCUCCUCGCCGCCUCAGACGCCUACAUCGCUUCUCAAACAUCCGGAUCCCUCACAUCCCUCCAACCAUACCUCUCCACCAACUGGAGCUACAUCGAAAACAACAAAGCCACCGACCCGAACAAAAGCGUCCUCAGCAAAGCCCUGAAAAUCGAUCACCGCCGCACCAACACCGACCUAGUAGCCUGUGCGACCUAUAAUGAGAUAAUCAUCACCGAUUCCUCAAAUCCAUAUGUGAUUGGCACACAACUCAGACAUGAUGAUGCAGAGGGCAAGAUCACCCUGAUCGACUCGAUUGCUUCGACCACAAAUUCGUGGCUCUUCGAUGCGAAGAAGACAUUACAGUAUGUAUGGCAAGAGAAAUGGGAUGUUAUCCCCGAGGGCAAAAGGGAUAGCCGGGCGGUGAUCCAGGCUGCUGGAGAUGCAUAUAUGGAUAUGUGGAAUGAUGCCAGUGCGCCUGGGAAAGUUCCGUGGGGUACACCGUGUGUAAGGCUGGAGGGAAGUGCCUACACAGGGACUGGAAAGCCGGAUGAUUCAUGCAAGCCUGGUAUCCCAUCGAAUCAUAGCCAGCCUGGAAACACACAUAGGAGGUAUGUAAUUGAUGAGUCGAUGGGGUCGGCUGGAAGAGGGAAAGUUGACAUAUGUGCAUACGAUGACUGUUUGUGGUGGAAAACCUUGUAA